Adineta steineri is the source of this 1608-nucleotide messenger RNA. NCBI's taxonomy places the organism in Eukaryota, Metazoa, Rotifera, Eurotatoria, Adinetida, Adinetidae. The record is from the annotation of a GenBank genome assembly.
AUGCGAUUAAAAACACUUCGUAAAGAAAGACCAGCUUUUGAAAAUGAAGGUGUUUUUGUAAAUGGUAGUCGAAUGGAUCUACCACAUACUGAAGCUAAAUCACUUAAAUAUCGUUCAAAUAAUAGAUUAACUUCUUUAACAUUUUCAAAUAAUGUAUUACUUUCUCAUCAUCCUUCUCUAUAUGAUCAUACUUAUGAAAUGAAUACUCAUUUCAUUCAACAAACACCCAUGCAUCAAAAAGUUCGUCUUUCAUCACCAUCUGAGACAUCACAUCUAUCAUCAUAUCAAACUAUUGAAGCUAAUUAUCUUGAACAUGGUAUUCGUAUAAAUUUAAAUCCAACUAUAACAACAACUAUUAAACGGCAUAAUCAAACAUCAGAAAAUUUAAAUGAAAGAAAUUCUGCACGCAAUACUCAACGGCAUAAAUCAUUAAAUAAUGGACAAUUAAGUCGACCAUCAACUCCACUUCAUUGUUUAACUAAUGUACAACAUAUAAAUGAAUAUGUACGACCAUCUAGUUCAUUACAACGAACAAUUUCAAUUGAUCGCGAACGAAUAUAUUCUCAUCAUCAAUCAUCUAAUAAUUCUUGUUUAUCAACAACUGUUGUAAGUGAACAUUAUGAUCAAAAGAUUUUACCUAAACAAUCUAAAGUUACAAAUGAUAAACCAUCAUUAGCAACACUAAUUGGAAAUGAUCCUGAUCUCGCUUAUAUGAGCUCAUUAUUACAAAGAACUGGUGGAGCUUCAUCACGAGAAACAGUUAAAAAUCGACCUGUUCUUCGUGUGCCACCUGCUAUACAACGACAUAGACAAAUCGUAACAAAAACAACUUCUAAUCAACCAGAUAUAUCUUCAUCAAUAAACAGUUAUACAAAUUCAUUAGUACGUCAUGCAACAAUCGCUACUGUUCCACAACCAACAUCGUCAUCAAAAAAAAUUGAAAAAGAUAUUGUGAAACAUGCAUCACGUAUUCGAACAAAUAAUUCUCAAAAUUUUUCAAAAUCACAUACUCAUGAAAAUAGAUCGCUAAAUUCAAAUUCAUUAACAAGACUAAAUUAUAUGAAUAAACAAAAUCAAAUGUUAAAAUCAUCGAAAUCUAUUAGUAUGGAACCUCUCAAGCUUCUCCUAGAACCUACAUUUCGUUCAACACCAUCACCUCCCCCAUCACGUACUACUUCAAUAUCAUCAAAUGAUUAUCAUGCUGCACAAAAAAAUAAUAAAAAACGUAGUAUAUUACAUACAUCUUCAUUUAUUGAUAAUAACAAUAAUUAUGUACAUGGUGGUGUAACAGAUUUUAUUCCAAAUGAACAUUUGAAAUCAUCAUUAUUAAAUUAUGAAAAUUUAUCAAGAAUGAAAACUAUACCAUCAGAUAUGAUUACAAAUUAUAAAACUCCUCAAUCAAAUUCAUUUGAUUCUGGUUGUUAUGAUCGUAGUAGUAAUUAUAGUGGUGAUACACAUAGUAUAACAUUAAGUAUUCAACAAGCAUUAAGUUCUGUACCAUCUACACGAUAUACAAGUGUAGGUACACGUCGUUCAAAUACAAAUAAAAAAGUUUCUUUCGACGAUCAAUCUAUGACUGUUAUUUCAACAACACCAACUUAUGUUUAG